Messenger RNA from Phanerochaete carnosa HHB-10118-sp, 1364 nucleotides. RefSeq lists its product as uncharacterized. Bases 564 to 1115 code for a protein of 183 amino acids. The record is from RefSeq and is a predicted model, not a curated record. The transcript has 5 exons. Gene Ontology annotation, cellular component: mitochondrial outer membrane. NCBI's taxonomy places the organism in Eukaryota, Fungi, Basidiomycota, Agaricomycetes, Polyporales, Phanerochaetaceae.
GUAGUAGUAAUAAGUGAGUUUCUUUAGAGGAUCGCAAGAAGAGAGAAUUAGCAUGCUAAGGAUGGCCCUUGCCGAGAAGGGCAUACCAAUGGAAGGUCAUUACGCUUUGGAAUCUGCCGCGGCCGUCCCGCCUUCAGGAGACACCCCCACGGCUACGCCUCGUGUCACACAGCCUGAAUCGUCUUCGUUGCCAAGACAACCUACCGAAACUACGAGCCAUACAAUUCCAGCUACUGCGCUCAUUUCACAAGAUGCACAAAUGGACGAGGAUGGUGGCCUCCACUUGUGAAUACCCCUUCGUCUCGUCAAUGUACUUGUAUUCGCUCUGGUUAUCUGAAAAGCUGGCUUCACACACGGUCUGCAGACUACUCGUCGAUGAUUCAUGUAUUUCCAUUUGCAAGAGCUCCAAGCCGCGCCUUUCCGUCUCGAUUUAGCAGGGCAAAUGCCUGAGGUCCAAACGGGGUGAUCGAUGACAUCACGAAAUACGGCGGCGUACUUAUACUCUCCUCGUUCAAAAUUCGGUAUCCACGUCACUUUAUCCUCGACACACAAGACCAUCAACGAUGUUCAUUCUCGACCACUCCUCGCCGUUGCUCGCGGUACCGCGCAAUGUAUUCACCGCGGUCGGCUUGCCGCUCGUGGUGGGCAUGUACAGUGGAUCCUACUCUGAGAAAGCUGCUAGGGGCAAAUGGUACAAUAGUCUUCGCUUCCCUCCGGGCAGAAUCUAUGACCGCGUCUUCCCCUUCGCCUGGGGUGGUCUCUACCUGGCCAUGGGUUACGCCUCCCAUCUCGCGGCCGAGGCGUAUGACUCAUCGUUCACUUCUGAGAAGUUGCACGACGCGUCCGUCGGCAUUGCGCUCUACUAUGGUCAAUUGGCGCUGAACUGUCUCUGGACACCGCUCUUUUUCGCUAAGAAGCAUACGACUUUGGCUCUCCUGGACUCAACUCUGCUUACGGCCACUACUAUCUGGAUGACGAAAGUUCUUCAUGGACCCACUGAUGGAAGAUCCACGUACUUCCUCCUGCCGUACUGCGCCUGGCUGUCCUAUGCCACCUACCUCAACGCCGGCGUCGUAUUCCUCAACAAGGACCGCUACGUUCCAAAGGAAGACUAAAAGUUCUGUAACAAAUGCUCACGUGUCAUACUCCGUUAACACAGCGAACAAUGUUGUAUUUGUACAUUUGAGCGAACGGCAUAUUGUAACAGUACCAGGAAAGAGCGAUAAUAUAAUAAAUACGCUGUCCAGACAUCGAGAGCGAGCCGGUAGCGGUCCAGCCAGAGUGACGAGAGUUAGAGCACAAGAAAGAGCCAGAGAGCCGAGCAGCAAGCAUAGUCCAGGUGCAGUACCAGAGCCGGAAUCGGC